This is a messenger RNA of Ostrinia nubilalis (European corn borer), 3282 nucleotides long. It is a transcript of the gene Mettl3, whose product is annotated as N6-adenosine-methyltransferase subunit METTL3. The coding region runs from base 310 to 2025 and encodes 571 amino acids. Lineage: Eukaryota; Metazoa; Arthropoda; Insecta; Lepidoptera; Crambidae. The transcript is spliced from 13 exons. The record is from RefSeq and is a predicted model, not a curated record. Gene Ontology annotation, cellular component: nucleus; RNA N6-methyladenosine methyltransferase complex. Gene Ontology annotation, molecular function: mRNA m(6)A methyltransferase activity; mRNA (2'-O-methyladenosine-N6-)-methyltransferase activity.
UCUCUGUCUCUUCUGUGAAUGAAAAGAAUGUUGUUUUUUGCUUGAUUUAUGCAUUGGUUAUUUUCGGCUUUUCGGUGGCAAACUUGCAGUAUUUUUAAGUUUAGUAGAUGUACCUAGUGCAGUGACUGCAGUGCCUUUCUAAUAAUUUAGUUUACAAACAGUUUUCUUCUCGUCUUCUCGGUUGUGAAAUAAAAGACAUCAAUGGCUAGUUGGGCCUGGUUUAGUUUUAGUUUAGCUUCAUUUUGGAUUUGAAUUACUUACUGACUGAAUCGUACCGAUCGGUUGCCAAUUUGGUGUUAUUUUGUGAAAAUGUCUGACGCUUGGGAAGAAAUUCAAGCCGUCAAAAGCAAAAGGAACAGUUUGCGGGAAAAGCUUGAGAAACGGAAGAAAGAACGACAGAAUAUUCUGGGAGCCACUUUAACGGUCCCUGAGAAGUCUGAGGGCUCCCCAGGUGGUAAAGAACGCAGUGUAUCUAGUCCGGCUCCUCAAAAAACUGAUGUUGCAGCGCCUACUUCUGCUGAAAAACAAAAACCACCAGUGCCUUCGGCUUCGCUGGAAGUGCGUCUUUUGCAAGUGCUCUCAGACAUGCAACUCCAGUUGCCGGCAACGGCCAGCGCUCUGUUGCCAGGCCUUGGAGAUGUCGAUGCAGGGAUCGUGGCCAGUUUACUUGAAAAAUUUGCCACUCAGAAGUUGAUUACUAUAAGAGAAAGGACAGAGACUACAACAGACGGUGGCAUCGAAGUGGUGAGCGCAGAGUCCGUAAGACUUGCCGCAGUCCUAGCUGCUCUUAUGGAAGAACAAUCUACUAGUCAUAAGAGGAAAGGGGAUGUUGUUGAACAAAGCACAAAACCGAAAGUGUCAAAGACUUUGCCAGAUGAAAAGAAGGUUGCAAAGGGUGAUACAGAUAUAAUGUCUUUACUGGCAAUGCCUUCGAGCAGAGAAAAGGCGGUCAAAAGAGUGGGAGAAGAGAUAAUGGAUUUGUUGAGCAAGCCCACAGCUAAAGAGAAGUCUUUAGCAGACAAAUUUAAAAGUCAAGGAGGUGCUCAAGUGAUGGAGUUUUGCCCGCACGGCACCCGCGCGGAAUGCGUUCGAGCGUUCUCAGUUCAGAAACCAGACGGUACAGAAGUGCAGGGGUACAGUUGUAAGAAACUCCACUUCAAGAAGAUUAUACAGAGCCAUACGGAUGAAUCGCUGGGAGACUGCUCGUUUCUGAACACCUGCUUCCAUAUGGAUAGCUGCAAGUAUGUGCACUACGAAGUGGACAAUACGGAUCCAAAUGCAAAUUCCAACAAAAUAACAACUGAAUCUUCACAGAAGAUUGCACAAAAUGGUGCAAGUGUGGUGUCAAAGCCUGAUGGAGUAUUGACAUUGACUCCACCACAAUGGCUGCAGUGCGAUCUGCGGUAUCUUGACAUGACAUUCUUAGGCAAGUUUGCGGUGAUCAUGGCCGACCCGCCGUGGGACAUCCAUAUGGAGCUGCCCUACGGAACGAUGUCGGAUGACGAGAUGAGGUGUCUCGGCGUGCCGCAACUGCAGGACAGCGGGCUUAUAUUCCUGUGGGUCACUGGCAGAGCCAUGGAGUUGGGCAGAGAGUGCCUAAAGCUGUGGGGCUACGAGCGCGUGGAUGAACUGAUCUGGGUGAAGACGAACCAGCUGCAGAGGAUCAUCCGUACCGGCCGCACUGGGCACUGGCUCAAUCACGGCAAGGAGCAUUGCUUGGUGGGCAUGAAAGGCAACCCGGAGAACCUGAACCGAGGCCUGGACUGUGACGUCAUCGUGGCCGAAGUGAGGGCCACCUCGCACAAGCCUGACGAAAUAUACGGGAUUAUUGAACGUCUCAGUCCGGGCACGAGGAAGAUUGAGCUUUUCGGGAGACCACAUAAUAUACAACCUAAUUGGAUAACCCUCGGCAACCAAGUCGACGGCGUCCGCUUGGUGGAGCCAGAACUGAUCGCAGCGUUCAAGAAGCGUUACCCAGACGGCAACUGCAUGGCGCCUCCGCCCCCGGACCCAGGGCUGCCCUAGCCAAGCAAUAAUAGCCCUAAACACAAUGGUAAUACGGCCACGUUAUUUUGAACUUUGUUGCCUUGUUAACUGUAUAAUAUCCGGGAUCCAGCAUCACUGGACACCGUUAAACUGUAUUGCCGUGGGAAUGAGCCAACGGCGACUUUUUGUAGCGAUGCAGUAGCGAUUCUGUCGCGCAUUCGCAUCGAUACAGUCGCAAUGCGGUCGCUAGCUAUGUGCCCUCGUACACAUAAAAGAGCUACUGUCGCGAUGCAAACGCGAUUCAGUAACCCUCCCUGCGUUCUUUCCCCAAUGUCGUCCGACACGGUCGCGCGUUUGCUUUGAUACAGUCACGCUGCUGUAACGCGUUUGCUUCGCUUCUGUAGUGCGUUGCAAAUGCGACUAACGCGCGUUAGUAGAGAUACUGUCGCUCGUUUACGAAACGCUACAAAAAGUCGCCGUGGGCGAUGACCCUUAUCCAAUUUCUCCUUUAGUCCAACUGUAAAAUGUUAAAAUAAUAAUAGACUUAAUAAUGUUUAAGAGAGACUAUUUCUGCAGCACCAAGCUGCCAGAAGCUUUUUCAGUUUAAAACUGUGCGUGUGCAUUUUAAGAUAUUGGAAGAUAAACCAUUCAGAAAGUUAAUUCAUAUUUGUUAAGAUUAUAGUAAUGGGGUAGAUACAAGAUAACGACAUAAAUAGAGGUCCGCAAUUACCUUCUUUUCCAAGUCUUAGGCCGUAUACAGAAAGAAAGCUGGAAACUUAUAAGCGCUGGUCCGUUCGUUCACAAAGGAAGCAAGUUGAAUGGCAUUUUAUAUGGCAGCGUCCAGCGCUGACCAGCGCGUGUUGAAACUUGUCGGCGCCGUUCAGUUCUUAUGGGCGCGCGUUCAUUACUAUCUUCCUGCGCGUUUUACCAGCGCUGAGAAGCGCUGGUAAGCGCUUAUAAGUUUCCAGCUUUAUUUCUGUAUACGGCCAUAAAAACAAUAUCUUAUCCAUGAAUUGCCGCAUUUGCCGCACUAAGGGCUGAUUUUACCAUCAUCGGAUAAAUUUUAACUGAAGAAUAAACUUGUCAUUUUGACAUAUUUCCAUACUGAAACUGUCAAUGUGCCAAACUGAUUCUUCAGUUAAAAGUUAUACGGCGAUUGAAAUAUCAGUCCUAACAGGGUAAAUCGUGGACAGAUGGAGUAUUUAUAAACCCUACAAUCACUCUUGACAAAUAAAUAUAAUAUAAGGAAAGCUUGUAAAUAAUAAUAAUUGUUGUUAAUUACACAUGUUUAAUAUU